AUGGAUCAAUACAUCGCAAAGGCUAUCCCUGCCAACUAUGGCUUCGUUCUCGGUGUCGGUCUCUCGUUCGGCCUGCUCAAUUUCUGGCAGACAACCCGAGUGGGUGCAGCGCGUAAGGCAUCAGGCAUCAAAUACCCCCAGACCUUUGUGUCUGAUGAACAGCUUCAAUCGUCCCCCGAAGCGCGCAAAUUUGCCUGUGCCAACCGUGCACAUCUGAACACGCUAGAACAAGCGCCCAUGCUCACUUAUGCUCUCCUUGUUGCUGGUCUGGCUGCACCCAGAGUUGCUUCCGCCUUUGGCCUGAUCAGUCUGGCCGGACGGGUCGUGUACACGCUCGGCUACCUCUCUGGCGAUCCUAAGUUGCGUCUCCGAGGCAGCUUCCACUAUAUCGGCCUCUUCGGGCUCUACAUCACCUCUUUCGUUGCAGUCUAUCAGAUCAUCAGCCAAGGAAUCUGA
This is a messenger RNA of Mixia osmundae IAM 14324, 456 nucleotides long. RefSeq lists its product as uncharacterized. Gene Ontology annotation, cellular component: nuclear envelope; endoplasmic reticulum; membrane. Bases 1 to 456 code for a protein of 151 amino acids. Lineage: Eukaryota; Fungi; Basidiomycota; Mixiomycetes; Mixiales; Mixiaceae. Gene Ontology annotation, molecular function: glutathione transferase activity; glutathione peroxidase activity. The transcript has 2 exons. The record is from RefSeq and is a predicted model, not a curated record.